AUGUCUCUUGCUGCACAACUUAACGCGGUCCAGUCGGGGUUCGAAGCAAAUGCACCUGCCCAUAUGAAAGCACCCAUCAUCAAGGCCAACCAAGAGUUCCAAAGGACCUACGACCCCUCCAAGGCAAUCCAAGUUGGCGACACCUUACCCUCCUUCAAGCUCUCCAACGCAGUCGGAAAAGAAGUCACACUCGCUGAGCUUCUGUCCAAUGGACCACUCCUCAUAACUUUCUACCGCGGUGAAUGGUGUCCCUUCUGUAACCUGGCUCUCGCCGCCUUGCAAAAGCACAUCGAAGAGUUGCGAGCUAAAGGCGUGACACUCAUCGCCAUCUCUCCCGAACUGCCCAGCCAGUCUCUAUCGACCAGCGAAAAGAACAACCUCAAAUUCCAGGUUCUCUCAGACGUUCAGAACAAGUUGGCAAAACAGCUUGGGAUCUUGUUUGCUCAGCCUGAGUACCUGCGUCCGGUCUUUGAGACAUUUGGACAUGAUUUCAAGGCCCGUAAUGGGGAUGCUUCGCUGGAGGUUCCAUUGCCGGCAAGCUUUUUGGUGGGCAAGGACGGGGUGGUCAGGCAGUCGUUUGUCAAUCCGGAUUGGACCAAGAGACUCGAGCCUUCCGUUGCAUUGGAGUGGGUUGAUGGUUUGUAG
This is a messenger RNA of Capronia epimyces CBS 606.96, 645 nucleotides long. RefSeq lists its product as uncharacterized. The record is from RefSeq and is a predicted model, not a curated record. Gene Ontology annotation, cellular component: cytoplasm. Gene Ontology annotation, biological process: cellular response to oxidative stress; cell redox homeostasis. NCBI's taxonomy places the organism in Eukaryota, Fungi, Ascomycota, Eurotiomycetes, Chaetothyriales, Herpotrichiellaceae. Bases 1 to 645 code for a protein of 214 amino acids. The transcript has a single exon. Gene Ontology annotation, molecular function: thioredoxin peroxidase activity.